GCACAGUAUGCCAGCAGCACCAGAGCCCAUCCCUCUGGUGACACGCCGGCCCUCAGGUCAGAAAACCCCUCCCACCCGCAGCCCGAAUCCUGCCCCCGGACUGGCACAAUCUCCUGGCAGGGCGCGAUCCAUGCUGCUCGUAACGCCCAGGGCAACGCCCCCCAGAGCAUGAGCACCUGCCCCUCUGUCCCUGGGGCCACGCCUGCCCCGGUGGGCUCACUGUCACAGAGGAAGAGGCAGCAGUAUGCCAAGAGCAAGAAGCAGGGCGGCUCCACCAACAGCAGGCCGCCCAGGGCCCUGUUCUGCCUCACCCUCAACAACCCCAUCCGCAGAGCCUGCAUCAGCCUGGUGGAGUGGAAGUAUCCUUUCUGGGGCUCUCAAUGGAGAUAUACAGGGACUCUCUGUCUCUCCACAUGGGACCAUGGAAAACACCUGUGGCUUUUGGUCUAUUCGUUGACAGGCGAAAGCAGUCCAUGGUAGCCAUGAUGGCAAGUGUCAUUCUCUGAUAGUUAGCAUCCCUCCCAAGCACUAAACAAACAAGCAGCAACAAAAUCAUUUAUUCUGCAGUCUCUAUAGUGAUCAUGUAGCCUUGCCAUUGUCUGAGUCUUUUCUCUUCUAAGCUGAAAACACUCCCAGACCAGACCUCGGUUGGAGACAGUCUAGAGAGUUCAUUUGAGUGUAGUGCUGAAUGCAGACAUCACAGACAGUGUGUUUCUAAAGAUGGCACAUUAAGACAAUCCUAUGAUAAGGAGUAAGCUCUCCGUCAUCUAUCAAACUGAUGAUGUCGCUGUAUUUGAAAAUGUUUGCUUUAAGCAUUGUUCUUUUUACUUAAGCAUCUACCUUUACAUGACUGCAAUGUGCUCUCUCUGUUGACGCUCAUGUAUUGACUGUGUGCUUUGAUCAUUGUCCCUUAACUGUGUGCCUCAGACCCUUUGAUAUCUUUAUACUGCUCUCUAUUUUUGCCAACUGUGUGGCCUUAGCUGUUUACAUCCCCUUCCCAGAGGACGACUCCAACUCCACCAACCACGACCUGGUGAGCAUUCUAUUCUACAGUAUAGUUGGGCUUCAGGAAGUGAAAGUUGUCUAUAGUUUAUCUAGGAGAAUAUUUUCUGCUAUUGAAUACUGAGUUGACCAUGGCAUGGAUGGACGAUGUUACACCUUCAUCAGGGUACUUCUGGGGAAUCAGGGUACAUUCAGGAUUGGCACUACACUGUUGCAGUUGUAGACUGCAAUUUACUGUGCUUUGUGUGUUGCCGCUGGUGGAUGUGGCUCACCAUAGGUAGUCUGAAGAACACACACACACUGGGGAACACACACUGUUCAUGUUGACAUCACUAUGGCUACACAUAUUGGUCUUUAACCUGUCUGCUGGGCCUGGCUUGGGAUUGGUUGUUCCCUGCAUGGCCUCAGGGGUUUCCCGUCAUUAUUUGGUGAUGUAUCAUGUUUCGUUUGUUGACGCAAACAGUAUGCUACGCUAGUCUGUUCUGGAGGUCAUCUGUCCUGUGUGUCAUGCCCAGUCUGUUCCACACACAGUAGUGAGGGCUUGGAGAGGAGAAUGCCCUGAUCAUUUGUUAUACCAUGUUAGUUUCUUUAUGGUGCUGAUAUAAUCAUACACAGACUAUAUGUGCAGUGCAGCUGCAGCAUAACAUCAAUAAGGCAAUGAAAAUGAUGAAAUAUAAUCAUUUACAAUGAGCAGUUAUAGUUAUAGUUACAAUUAUAGUUCUAUGACCAGUUAUAUGUCAAUCAGCAAGUAUAGUUCUAGGACCAGAUAUAUGUCAAUUUGCAAUCAGUAACGGUGAUCAGCAAACAGAUGAUUGUGAAUUAUAUUGUAGCUGCCUCAUCAAGAGGUUUUGACCUCUUGACAUAACGGUUAAGGUGUUGGCUUGAUAGUCGCUGGACCCGGGUUUGAGUCCCGGUCGGGGCUACCCCCCAAAUUUGCUACACUGGUGUCAAAAGUGGGAUUGGGGGCCGUGGGGCGUGUACACAUGAGGGACUUGGUCUAUACCAAGUGGGGACACGCUCUCCCGAAGAAAGGUGGUAGCCUCUUGACGACCUCAUCAAGAGGUUUGGACUUCUUGGCGUAAUGGUUUGAGUCCUGGUCGAGGCUACCACCCGAAUUCGCUACAAUAUGUAACAGGUGGUUGGUCAAAGAUAUUUAAUUCCAUUUUGACACACAGAGCUGUAUACCUUGUAUCUCACGAUUUACAGAGAGUGGCACAGGGAAGGAUGACAUGAGAGGUGGCUAUAGAUAUUCAGAGUUUCUGAUGAGUUUCACUUCAUCUUUGUGUGUUAGAUUGACCAUCUAUCUCGGUUCUAUUCCAUCUCUGUGCAUGCAGAUCCAAUGGCAUGCCAGUCUCUAGAAAUAAACUACAAAUCCAUUUGAUCGUCAGGCUGCUAACUGUUAAAAAAGUGAAAAGAUGUUAGUCCUCUUUAGAUUGUACUGGAAGACGCAUGCCUGUGAACUUGUCGUGCUGUGACUGAAAUUGCCCUGAGAUCUUCUUAGAGAAAUAAGUAUUAAAAAACAGAUCUCUGGUCAGCAUCAUCUCAUGUCCAAGCUUUAUUUUAUGGAGGUUUUCUCUAUUCUCAAAGCCCUCGUCAGAAUAAAUACAUUUUAAAAUAGCAGGAAGGAGAUCAUAUAAUUUAUUUGUUGUAAAUUGCUGGAGGUAUAACGCUGUUGUGAACACAUUCUGAGAGAGUAAUUUAUAGCAUAUUUUAGCUUCUCCCACCCUUCUUAUUUUAUGUGUAUAACUUGUAUAGGAGCAGUAGGCAGUAUUGUGGCAACAGUGGAAGACAUUAUAGAACGCCGCUGUUUCCUAUAAUGCUGUUUCCUGCUUUUGUUGCCAACAGGCCAAGGAUGCAGAUUCCUCCAUCGUGGUUAUUGUUGAAGUGAAGGCUAGAGUGAACUGA
Messenger RNA from Coregonus sp. 'balchen', 2907 nucleotides. The record is from the annotation of a GenBank genome assembly. Lineage: Eukaryota; Metazoa; Chordata; Actinopteri; Salmoniformes; Salmonidae.